Tigriopus californicus is the source of this 4055-nucleotide messenger RNA. Its product is annotated as phosphatidylinositol 4-phosphate 5-kinase type-1 alpha-like. Gene Ontology annotation, molecular function: phosphatidylinositol kinase activity. The record is from RefSeq and is a predicted model, not a curated record. Lineage: Eukaryota; Metazoa; Arthropoda; Copepoda; Harpacticoida; Harpacticidae. Bases 214 to 2925 code for a protein of 903 amino acids. Gene Ontology annotation, biological process: phosphatidylinositol metabolic process. The transcript is spliced from 15 exons.
CCGCCCACCCGUCAUCAGCCCCCACCCGCCCAUACCACCAUUGACAGCCGCCCUCCUGGGACUGAUCUGGAUCAUCGAGCUCAGCCGCGAGAUUGGCCUCCCGGUUGAUUCGGUCCCGCCCCGUUACGCCCCAAUUGGCCUCUUUGGGUCAUGCCCGUCACGGCGCCGGAGCUGUUGGGUCCCCAUUUGGAUUGAUCGCGCCCAGGUUCGAGCAUGGCCAGCCCCAGUCUGAGUCGUCGGGGCGUGGCUAACCACCACGGCCCGCCUCCCUCACCCGGGGCUGAACGGGCCGAUCCGUCCUCGGUUGGUGGGGGGGCCUUGAACGGCUCCUCGCACGAAGUCCACGAUGAAGGCGAAUCCUCGACCAGUCGCACCACGCGGGAUAGAUCCGGCGGUGGUGUGGGUGGACAAAGUGGUGGGAAAAGUGGCGGCCUCUCCUAUUCCAAGAGUAUUGUCGACAAAGAGCGCAAAAUUGGUCACCGAAGGGUGGACGACACCGGGCAGGUGUCGUACAAAAAAAUCCAAACCAACCAGCUCAUGGGCUCCAUUCAGUUGGGCAUCCAAAACAGUUUAGGAGCCCUAGGCCGUUACGAUGAGCGUGAUCUGCUCAUGCAGGACUUCAUGACCGUGGAUACGGUCUCGUUUCCCAAGCAUGGCUCCCAACUUACGCCCGCCCAUACCUAUUCCGAUUUCACAUUCCGGACGAUGGCGCCCCUGGCUUUCAGAUACUUCCUCAACCUAUUCGGGAUCAAACGCGAGGAUUUCAUGGUGUCCUUGUGUACGGAGCCUUUACGUGAGUUGAGUAAUCCCGGUGCGUCGGGUUCGAUCUUCUACCUGACCAACGACGACGAGUUCAUCCUGAAAACCGUUCAACAUAAAGAGGCCGAGUUCCUUCAAAAGCUCCUGCCCGGCUACUACAUGAAUUUGAAUCAAAACCCGCACACGCUCUUGCCCAAAUUCUUUGGGAUGUACUGCUACCAGUGCAAUCAGAAGAACAUUCGCCUCACUGUCAUGAACAAUCUGCUCCCCACCAACGUCAAGAUGCAUCUCAAAUUCGAUCUCAAAGGAUCCACUUACAAACGGAAGGCCAAUAGACAUGAACGAGCCAAGAAAUCGCCUACUUACAAGGACCUGGACAUCACCGAGUUCCUUCCAGAGGGUGUUCUUUUGGAACCGGAGACGUACAAUGCCCUCAUCUCGACUCUCCGACGCGAUUGCAGAGUCUUGGAAAGCUUUAGAAUCAUGGAUUACAGUCUGCUCAUCGGCAUCCACAAUCUCGAUCAAGCCAAUCGUGAAGAGUCUACUAGUGGACCCACCGACGGUUCCUCCUCUAGUCCACGCCCCCCUUCGGCUUCACGAGGAGGCAUUUCCUAUCACAACAAUAGCAACAAUCAAAAGCUGAUCUUGAAUCGCACGACCUCGGCCCAACAGAAACCAAAGCUGGUGGCUCAUUCCACGGCCAUGGAGUCGAUUCAGGCACAAACUGAGCCCAUCGACGAACAGGAGCACCUUCCACCUGGCGGAAUUCCCGCUCGAAAUCAUAAGGGCGAGCGGCUUCUGCUCUACUUAGGCAUCAUCGAUAUCCUCCAGAGUUACCGGAUGAGAAAGAAAUUGGAGCAUACCUUCAAGUCUAUUAUACACGACGGGGAUACGGUGUCCGUGCAUAGGCCUGGAUUCUACGCCCAUCGGUUUUUGGAUUUCAUGGCAGACAAAGUGUUCAAAAAGAUACCCUCGCUGGAUUUGCCCGAGAUUAAAGGCACGCACAGGAAGUUUCGAACUCUUGUCUCGAGUUUGAUAGGGGUUGGACAACAGUACCAAAGCAGUGCCCUGAAGCAUUCGCCCAGUCGAAAAAGCAAGCGAGAUUCCGUUAAAAAGAACUCGAUUGUGAGUGCGGCCCUGCAAGGGGGCAAUGCAGGAGGUGCGGGUGGAAAUUCGUCUGACGACCAAGCCGAUCCUAGUCAAAAAUAUAAAGAAAGUUCAGGUGGUUGGAACUCUAAAGAGCGUGCUCCCGCUCCCAUUUCCGCCGCCGCCGUGAUCGAAGCACAAGUGUCAGCUGCUCAGGGCUCCCAACAAAGCCACGCCUCACCCACUGCUCGUCAGAAGAAAUUAAUGAUGAUGAUGAUGACCGAGGCGUCUCAGCAAGCCCAGCAGAAUGACGACGAGUCCACUCAAUUAAACCCCAAAGACUCGCCGGCUCUGUUAUCGAAUAGUUCCAACUUGAUCUCACCCACCGUUAACACGACCACGAACAACACCGACACUACGACCACCACAGCCCACGAAAAGCCGGUGCCGUGUCUAGAAGGUGUGGAUCAAGCGUAUUUUGAGCCCUCAAAUCUCGAGGCCAUGAUCAAUUUACCGGCCGUGCUUUGGGAUCGACCUCAUGGGUCGAAAAUGCGCGUUCCACCUCCUUCCUCCUGUGUUGUUCCCAGAGGGGGAGACCUAGUUGCCGCUGGUGCGGCUGCUCCACAUUCCUCGGCUUCGUCGUCGAGCUCAUCGGCUCGAACCGUGAUCCAUCGAGGCAUUGCUGCGGGUUAUUCGGCCUCCACCAGAUCCUCUGAAGCCUUAUCCUCGUCACCGUCAGGUGCAAUUGGGGGUGGGAACAGCUCUUCGCUGACACGCCCCCGUAAUCGCUUGCAUGAGCAAGUGAAGCAUACCAGCACGGAAAUUAGUUCGGAAAGAUUGUCAGAAUCGCGCAUGAGCGAGGGCUACGGGAAUGAUCAGGGAACGCCUUCUCGAUUAUCAGUAGGCACGGGCUCUAUGGGUGGAGGAUGGAACACGCCCACGUGGACGGAGGGUACCCCUUCUUAUACUGAGUCUUCAUAUUCGGGAGAUCUAGCAGGAGCAGGCGGUCAGUCAUCUUUAGAGGCUGUAGAUGAAGCACUCCCAAUAGGAAUUUGCGAGCAAGUCGUGAAAGCAUCAUAACUAGGAACUAUAAGGACACGCCCUAUCAUGAAACUGAAAUUUGAGUUUCUACUUGUUCUUCUUCUCUAAGUUCAUUCGAUCCUCAUCUUCCAUGGUGGUUGAAGAGAGUUUAGACCCUUUUUCUGGUCUCGUCUGCGCUCCCCUUCAGGUCAUCGAGCCACCGCACCUAAGACAUCAAUAAUCACACCACCAUCACUACCAUUGCCACCACCAUCAGAAGCAUUGUCAAUAUCAUGAAAACAUCUUGCUUCUGAUUUUGUCUCCCUAGAUUACCAGCCAAAACGAAUUUGUCUCCGACCUCAAGUCUACUUUAAGAGGGGCCUUAUAACGAGGGCUCCUUGUUUACCAACAAUUAAUGAUGGUUUGACGACCAUCAACGAAGCUUACAACCAUACCAAAAUUCUACCCAAACCAAAACCCCAACAACAAAAACAUCAACCAUCACUACCACCACCACUUCCAACAUCAUCAUCACCAUCACCACCCACACCACCACCUACAGGCCUACCCUAUUUCUCUUUGAUAUGCGAAUACCAUAGCUAUAUAACUUUCAUAUCACCGUGUGAGUUCUUGGUUGCAUUUACAUACCAUUGUCAUAAUUACUCCUGUUAUUAUCAUUCUCCCAUGUUGGUGUUGUUAGUUUGAUUUGACUUGUUGCGUGAGACAAUGGGUUAUUAUUUGUGAUUUGUCAAAGCCUGCGGAGUAGUCGCAGAUCUAAUUUUGGUUGUAGGUUAAUGAACACAGGGGGUGGCUGGUAGUCGAAACCGAAAUAUUCUGCCUGCCAGAGCCACAACCUGUGUGCUAGUGUCUACCACAUAUUUAUGCUUGGUUUUUCAUUACUUUUUUUUUCAGACCAGACUGUAAGAGGCUGCUUGCUUUAUGAUUUUCAUCAAGUAUUAACUUUCAAAUGCAACAACACGGAAACGAGCUCUCUUGAAGCAUCUCUCUCGCUAGCUCUCUAUCUCCCUCUCGUUCUCUCUCGCUUUCUUCUCCCAUUGCCUCGUUGAUUUUUUUCGCCUCCUCCUCCUUCUCCUUCUCAUCCUUCUUGCAAAAAGCAUUGUUAUCGCUUAUGAAUACUAAGAUUGUUUGACAGAAUAGUGAAUACACACAAACCAAUGUUGCUUAUGAUA